Molecule: messenger RNA, 1619 nt
Organism: Acipenser ruthenus (sterlet)
Lineage: Eukaryota; Metazoa; Chordata; Actinopteri; Acipenseriformes; Acipenseridae
Product: protein S100-A6
Exons: 3
Coding region: 391-678 (95 amino acids)
Molecular function (GO): calcium ion binding; transition metal ion binding
Source: RefSeq, a predicted model, not a curated record
AAAGUGCACUGGCCAUGAUAUUUCAGUGAUUUUCCAUUACGGGAUGUAAGCUUUUUCACAGCUAGAGAGCAACGCUUUCCCCUGUGUUGAACUGACCAGGACUAGCAGGGUCCUUGCCAGCCUGUGUGGGCGUGGGGAGGGGUGAUCGGAAAAUCAGCAUUUUACCAAAACAAACACUGCUGUCUCCACGCGAGCUUGACAACCACAUCACAAAAACAACAAACCCGUCUCGUAUUUUCUGUUAACGUAUUCAGUCUGAAAGCAAAGUAUUAAAAAGGGAGUCACCCAGAAGCUCACAUAAAGACCGAACCAGGAAAGGACCGAGUCAAACAGCCUCUCUGUUCCUGACCACCUUUAUAUUACCUGUGCAGGUUGAAGUGUGCAGCAGCGAUGUCCCAGCUAGAGUCCGCUGUGCAGUCCCUGGUGGACGUGUUCAUCAAAUAUGCAGAGCAGGAGGGCAGCAAGAACCAGCUGAGCCAGGGGGAGCUGAAGAAACUGAUCACGACUGAACUGAGCAGCGGGGCUCUGGGGAAGAAGGUCGGCCCCGAGGAGGUGGGGGAGCUGAUGGGGCAGCUGGACAAGAACCACGAUGGGGAGGUGAACAUGCAGGAGUUCUGCAGGUUCAUUGGCAUCCUCGCCAAGGGGUACUACAAGAGCAAGAAGAAGGGGAGCCCCUAACUCACAGCAACUCGCACAACCACCGACUGACUCAAACCACCCACCUACCCACUAACCCACUCAUUUACCCUUGUGCUUCACCUCUGCCGGACCAUAAACCAGCCUCAUGCUCGAUGUAACCAGCAUACCUCCUUGCAUGCGACAGCACCGUUUUCUGUGUUUGUAAAGUUGUUAUAUAAAAUGUAAUACAAAAAUAAAACGUGGUACAAACCAAGACAUUUGUUGUUUUUGGAGAGUGACUCUCACGGUGCUUCAUCGCCAGUAACAGUGGCUGAGCUGGGAAUUGAAAUAUCAUCCAUUUGUAAUUCCAAGCAGCUACGUACCUGAAUUUUAAUUUUAAGGUUAUGAAACAGCAUUGGAACUGCCAGGAGGCUGGUGUUAUAUAUUCAAAAGAAAGAACAACUGAAAAGCAGUGAAGCAAAAUAAUCAAACACACUCUAAAGAGUUAUUAGCGGAAGCAGAAGCCUUUCUCAGUGCCUUCAGUCCUAUCGUACACGGCUGCCAGUUUCUUUGAGUAUGUCGGAGUUUUCUUACGAGGGUUUAAUAGUUACGGGUGAUAAGUUUAAUGUCUCACAUAGCCAAGGGAGGAUUUACAAAACUCUCCAAACAACUUCUCAUCAGUCAGGUCACGUGUUAUCAGAGGGGCUUGGUCAGUGAUUGAUAAUCUCGCAAGAAACACAGGUAAAUGUCGAACCCCUGUCCUGAUUCGACCUGAUACACAAUCCAGCAGGUUUUAUAGGCAACCCUUAAUCAUCACUGUACUGAAUGUAUUAUACAUUUUUCACUAUAUUGUUGUUUUUUUUACUGUACAUCAUGUAUUCUGCAUUUCUCUGUAUUUAAAGUAUGAUGGAUUUUCUUGUUGUUACUGCAUCUUGUAAAGCGCUUUGUGAUGGUGGUCCACGAUGAAAGGCGCUAUAUAAAAUAAAGAUUGAUUGAUUGAU